AUGGCCGGAGGCUUCGGAUUCGUCUCUUCGGUCUCUCGCGCAAGCAAGGCUCGCGGCGUCGCGUCCGCUAACAAGGAAACCAAAGAAAAAAAAAUGGCUACGAACAGCAAACCCUGGUACCUUCAGAAUGACGAUAUAAUAGUGGAACAUUAUCUGCCUCCCACUGAUCUGAACAAAACAAAUAUUGAAAAGACCUUCUACCAGAAAUAUUCACAAAGCUUAAAAACCAUGAUUCCCAUCCGCUUAAGAUCAAGGUCUUCCAAGAACCCAGUUGACAGUGCUGGACUUUUCUCAUUUGCUACCUAUUCUUGGUUUUCCUCUCUAAUGCUCCAAGGAUACCGGCACAAAAUCGAUAUAGCCAUGUUGCCUCCUAUCUCUUACUACGACAGUGCUGAACCAAAUGCCAAAAGAUUUCGACUCCUUUGGGAAGCUGAGGUUGCCAAAGUCGGACUUGAGAAAGCUUCUUUACACAAAGUGUUUUUUCAGUUUCAAAGGACAAGGAUUUUCAUGGACAUAAUUGCUAAUAUUCUUUAUACCAGUUUUGGUGUUUUGGGGCCAACCCUGAUCUUCCAUAACAUCCUCCAGUACAAUGACAAAGAUUCAAAGGACUUGCUGGAGGGUAUUGGCCUCUGCACGGCCCUUUUUUUCAUGGAAUUUUCCAAAGUUGUGUUGUGGUCAUUGACGUGGGCUAUCAACUAUCGCACAGCCAUCAGGGCAAAGGUUGCUGUGACAACUAUCGCUUUUGAGACCUUGCUGACAUGUAAGUCCUUGAAACACGCAUCUUUAAGCAAGUUGAUUAAUUUCUUAGCCAAUGAUGGUUUCCGGAUAUUUGAAGCCGCUUUGUUUGGCCCCAUGCCCAUGUUGGCACCUCUUUUGAUCAUAGUUUGCACCAUCUAUUCCUGUGUCCUCCUUGGUCCAACAGCACUGAUGGGAACAUUCAUUUAUGUUGCAUUUAUACCAUUACAGAUGCUGAUGGCCAAAUUAACGUCCGUUUUCCGAAGACGCUCUAUUUUGCUGACCGACAAACGUGUGCUAAUCAUGAAUGAGGUUCUGACGUACAUAAAGCUAAUCAAAAUGUAUGCCUGGGAAAAACCUUUUGCAAAAAUUAUCACAGGCAUCAGGGAGGUAGAAAGAAAAAUACUGGAAAAGGCAGGAUACGUCCAGAGUGUGAACUCUGCCCUUACCUCAAUCGUUGCCACGUUAACCAUUGUUAUGCUGUUUUCCUUCCAUACCCUGUUAAAGCAUGAACUCACAGCAGCUGAUGCCUUCAGUGUGAUUUCAGUAUUUAAUACCAUGAGGUUUUCAAUUGCCAUUUUGCCAUUUUCAGUGAAAUCCCUUGCGGAAGCUAGUGUCGCCUUAAAAAGGCUGAAGAAAAUUCUCACUAUGAAAACGCCUUCUGCGUAUGUGACAACCAUGCAGGGCUCCAGAAAUGCUGUGAUGCUGAACAAUGUCACCUUAUCUUGGGAAAGUGCUUCUGGGGAACCUAGCCAUAGCAAAAGUGGGAAAGGAACACUUCUCCAUCAGAAAAAGGUCUGCAAAUCCCCUCCCAGAAUAGAUGCGGUCAUUUCUCACUCUCAGAUAUCAAUGACUAGGAGCAAUAUCGACUGCAGCUUCAUCCUGAGGAAUAUAAAUAUUAUAGUAAAGAAAGGCAAAGUUUUGGGGAUUAGUGGCAAUGUCGGAAGUGGAAAGACCUCGAUCCUCAAGGCAGUAUUAGGACAGAUGUAUCUGUAUCAUGGGAAUGUGGUGGUGAAUGGCACUUUGGCGUAUGUUUCCCAGGAAGCAUGGAUAUUUCAUGGAAGUGUCAGGGAUAAUAUACUGUUUGGAGAAGACUACGAUGAACAAAGGUAUAAUCAUAUCAUCAACAUUUGCAGUCUCAAGACAGAUAUGGAACGUUUAUCCUAUGGAGAUAUGACUGAAAUAGGAGAAGGGGCUCUGACCCUUUCUGGAGGUCAGAAGCAGAGAAUCAGUUUAGCUCGUGCUGUGUAUGCAAACCGGGAUAUUUAUUUAUUGGAUGAUCCUUUGUCCGCCGUGGAUGCUCAAGUUGGAAAGUCUAUUUUUGAAGAAUGCAUCAAGAAAGCUCUUAAAGAGAAAACCAUCCUACUGGUAUCACAUCAGCUGCAGAUUGCAGGCAACCCAUUUUUUCCGUCAUCAUCAGAUGAAUUAAUGAAAAAGAAAGAUACCCAGGAUCACAAUUCAGACAACUCUCCCACAGAAUUGAAAGUUCCUGGUUUUGAUGAGCCUGAUGAUACGGAGACUAAGAAAGACCUUAAAAGAGGAACGAACAGAACUCCUGAAGGCCAGCUGAUUCAAAAAGAGGAGAAGGCAGAAGGUCGGAUCAAAUGGGAAAUCUACCAUGCUUAUAUCAAGGCAUCUGGAGGUUUCCUUUUGUGGUUUGUCAUCAUUCUUCUCUUUGUUCUGAUGAUUGGCAGCUCAGCCUUUAGCAACUGGUGGUUGAGUUUCUGGUUAAACCAAGGAUCUGGGAAUGCGACCUGUAACCCUCCCCAAAACACAACCUGCGAUGCGGGCAGCAUCACCACCAAUCCUCAGCUUCACUUCUACCAGCUGGUCUUCGGGAUGAGUGUGGUUAUCAUGAUUAUCCUGAGUUUCAUCAAAGGUUAUGGUUUCACUAAGCUGACCUUACGAGCUGCCUCCAACCUCCAUAACACCAUGUUUUACAAGAAGAUGGAAUGGAGGAUUGCUUAUUCCAAAGUGGGCUACUAUAUUUUUCAGAACACCAUCCAAGAGCUCAAACGAAUUGAGAACCUCAGCAGAUCUGUGUGGCUCUGCUUGAUCACAUCUUCAAUCCAUGGUCUUAGUACGAUCCGUGCCUUCAACAAGACAGAGGACUACAUCAAUCGUUUUAGGAUCUUGAAUAACGAAAACUCAAACCAUUUCCUUAUGUUUAACUAUGCACUGCGAUGGUUUGCACUGAGGACAGAUAUUCUCAUGAGCUUCAUGAUGUUGACUGUAGCCCUGUGUGUGGUCCUCAGCCAUUCUUCUAUCAGUACUGCAGAAAAAGGCUUGGCUCUAUCUUAUUCUCUCCAGCUAAGUGGACUUCUUCAAGUAUGCGUGAGAUCGUGCAUUGAAGUGCAAGCCAGAUUUACUUCUGUGGAGCAGAUAACCGAAUACAUCGUGAAAUGCACUCCUGAAGGAUCAGAGAUCCCUCCUGUGAUCACCCCUCCUCCAGGCUGGCCUGAUCAGGGGGAAAUCAUUUUUAAGAACUAUCAGAUGAAAUACCGAGAAAACAGUCCUAUUGUACUCCAUGACAUCAACAUCCACAUUCAUGCUAAAGAAAAAAUUGGGAUAAUUGGCCGGACAGGUUCAGGAAAGUCCUCUUUAGGAGCUGCUCUGUUUCGACUCGUGGAACCAACAUCUGGCACAAUCAUCAUUGAUGGCAUCGACUACCGCAACAUUAGCCUGGAAUCUUUACGUUCAAAGCUGUCCAUCAUUCCACAAGAUCCUGUUCUGUUUGUUGGUACAAUAAGAUACAACUUAGAUCCUCUUCUGAACCACACUGAUGAUCAAAUUUGGCAAGUUCUGAACCAAACCUUUAUGAUGAGCAAGAUUUCCAAACUACCAGGAAAACUGGAGGCAGAAGUGGUCGAAAACGGGGAAAAUUUUUCAGUGGGGGAACGACAGUUGCUCUGCAUGGCGAGAGCCCUCCUGCGAAACUCCAAAAUUAUCCUUCUCGAUGAAGCCACCGCUUCUAUUGAUUCCGAGACAGAUAUGCAGAUUCAGAGGACUAAUCAAGAAGCAUUUGUUAACUGCACAGUCUUGACAAUAGCGCAUCGCCUAAACACCAUUCAAGAGUGCGACCAUAUUUUGGUGAUGGAUAAAGGAAAGGUUGUUACCUUUAGCAAGCCGAAAGAGAUAUUCAAACAUCCCAGUUUUCAUUUGCCCGACGUAUCAUCACCAUCAGUGUUUUCUAGGUGGAGUUUGAACAAAUAA
Messenger RNA from Pseudonaja textilis, 3948 nucleotides. Lineage: Eukaryota; Metazoa; Chordata; Lepidosauria; Squamata; Elapidae. The record is from RefSeq and is a predicted model, not a curated record.